GCGAAGGGAGCAAAGGGAGGACAGGUCAUGAUCGGCGACCCCUCUGAGCUGGAAUGGGCGAUCCAGACCCUGGUGAAGAACUACGACCGGUACUCCAGCAGAGGCGGCUGCUGCUGCUGUUGCAAAAGACAGCGCGGAAUCAGCAAGGGCGGGUUCCAGAAGAUGCUGACCCAUGAGCUCAACCACAUGCUGACGGACACCAAGAACAAGCACGCAGCCAACAAGCUGAUCUGUGACUUGGACGAGAACCACGACGGGAAGAUCAGUUUCGACGAGUACUGGACCUUGAUCGGCGGCAUCGCCAGCCCCAUCUCGUGCCUGAUCCGGCAACAGGAAGAGAGCGUGAAGUUCACAAAGUAAAAGAGCCCGUAGGAGCAAAGAUGUCGAUUGCCCCGC
Molecule: messenger RNA, 396 nt
Organism: Heteronotia binoei (common prickly gecko)
Lineage: Eukaryota; Metazoa; Chordata; Lepidosauria; Squamata; Gekkonidae
Product: protein S100-A16-like
Exons: 2
Coding region: 28-360 (110 amino acids)
Cellular component (GO): nucleus; perinuclear region of cytoplasm
Molecular function (GO): calcium ion binding
Source: RefSeq, a predicted model, not a curated record